Molecule: messenger RNA, 1278 nt
Organism: Salvelinus namaycush (lake trout)
Lineage: Eukaryota; Metazoa; Chordata; Actinopteri; Salmoniformes; Salmonidae
Product: beta-1,3-galactosyl-O-glycosyl-glycoprotein beta-1,6-N-acetylglucosaminyltransferase 3-like
Exons: 1
Coding region: 1-1278 (425 amino acids)
Cellular component (GO): membrane
Molecular function (GO): acetylglucosaminyltransferase activity
Source: RefSeq, a predicted model, not a curated record
AUGUCUGCUUUAAUCUCUCUUCUCCUAUGGAACACUCUGAGACGCCCAACCUGUUCUGAGAGAAGCCCGCUCCCAGCACCUGACCUCCUGCCACAGGACUACGCAGACGACCUGCCAGCCUGCUUAGCCAUCAUCAAAGGAGACCUGAAGGGCAUCGACAAGGAGCAGCUCAGAAGACUUCUGAAAACAAAGAAUAAGCCCAAGCUUCUGUCUGAGGCGUUCUACCACGACCUGACCCGAAACUGUAAAACGUACGUUACAGACAGAGGGUUCGUCAUGAUGCCGCUGAGUGUGGAGGAGAGAGACUUACCCAUCGCCUACUCCAUGGUGGUCCAUGAGAAGAUUGAGAUGUUUGAGCGACUCCUGCGUGCAGUGUACACACCUCAGAAUGUAUAUUGCGUGCAUGUGGACCAGAAAUCCUCAGAGGAAUUUAGGACUGCAGUAAAGGCUAUUGUGACUUGUUUUACCAAUGUGUUUGUGGCAAGUAAGACAGAGAGUGUGGUUUAUGCAUCGUGGUCUCGAGUGCAGGCAGAUCUAAACUGUAUGAAGGACCUGUUGAAGUCACCUGUCCAGUGGAGGUACCUGCUCAAUACCUGUGGAACAGAUUUCCCCAUUAAAACCAACACAGAGAUGGUUCAGUCACUCAAACUGCUCAACGGGAGGAACAGCAUGGAGUCUGAGACCACCGUCGACUAUAAGAAACGCCGGUGGCAAUAUCAGCACAAUAUAACCAAUAACAUAGUAGUCAGAACGAGCGUUACGAAGAGCCCUCCUCCAAUCAGCACCCCCAUGUUCUCCGGAAAUGCCUAUUUCGUGGUCUCCAGGGACUUUGUCCAUCACGUGUUUGACAGCCAGGAGGUUCGGGCCCUGCUGGAGUGGGAGAGGGACACCUACAGUCCUGAUGAGCACCUGUGGGCCACUCUGCAGCGCAUGCCCUCAGUGCCAGGGUCUAACCCUCCUCACGUCAAGUACCAUGAAUCAGACAUGAACGCCAUCGCUCGCAUGGUGAAGUGGAGUUACCUGGAAGGAGAUGUGAGGAAAGGAGCCCCAUAUCCACCCUGCUCCGGUGCCUCCAGGAGAGCUGUGUGUGUCUACGGGGCUGGAGAUCUCCGGUGGCUCCUACAACACCACCACCUCAUCGCUAACAAGUUUGACCCAGAGGUGGAUGAUGUAGCCAUUAGAUGUCUGGAGUCAUACCUUCGUUUCAAAGCAACAUAUGGUUCAUCUGGAAGUAUCUGGAAAAAGCUACGAAAUGAGAAAGGGUUGCACAUACAGUAA